AUGUUGGACGCUACCAGACCCAAUAGCGCUCCUACCUCACCAUCAUCUCCCACAAACAUACAUCACCAACAUCAUCAUGACGAUGUACAACCCUUCUCUUCUUCUUCCUCUCCUCCUUCCAACCCUUCCUCUCCCAAACUGUCUCAUAAAUCAAAUCCUUCAUCCCGAAGAGCCUCCGCUCGAUUCAACAACAGCACAAACGCAUCCAACUCUCAAAAACGUCUCUCUGUAAAUCUUCUUCUCAACAAACUCACCAACAUGACGAGUAAUAACAAUGCCAGCAGCACUGCCAUGAAUGGAGCUCAUGCCUCCACGCCGCAGCCAACUCGAAUUUUUCUGGCGCCACUUCUUCCUUACUGUAUUGAGGGUUUAAAUACUCAACUCACUCAGCAAGGAAGCCAGAUUAUUAUAGGUGUACCGUAUAGGGAAGGAUGGGGCUAUCGAAAAACAACCCAUUGGCCCUACUUGUAUAAUAAGAGAUAUUUUGUAUUGAAGAAUCAUCAUUUGAGAAUUUAUCGGACCCAAGAGGAUUUUAAACAACAUCAAAUUUUGUCUGCUCAAUUAAUCAAUACACAACAGAAUGCAUCAUCAAGCUUGAAUAAUAGCAGUCAUCUCAACAAUUUUACGGGUGGCACGAGUUUCAAUAGCUCUUCCUCUCAUUAUAAUGAAGAUGACAAUACGAGUAUUAUUUCAACCACUCCAACUUCAGCCACAAUUGGUACUGCUGCGAACAACAACAAUAAUAACCCUGUUUUCACGGAUCCUGCAACCAUGAUUAAUGAAUUCAUUCUGUACAAAAUUCCUCUCAAGUAUUGCAAAUUAACGAAAUUUCAUACAGUGAAGGGUAAUGAUGGACAACAUUCUGCGGUCAAUGUUUUGGACUAUCGAAGAAGCGAGGAUCAUCACAACGAUUUGGAUGGAACAAGCAACAAUGAGGCAACAUCAUCGAAUAAGGAACAUUCAAAGAUUACCACUGCCAAUACUACUGCUGCUGACGAUGAUGAAUUGGAGGAAUUUGAAUUACACUUUCUACCUCCAGCAGAUUAUACAGGUACUGGAGUAGUGGGUUCUAAGAGUUAUAAAAUCAAUAAUCCCAAUGGAGAGAGCGAAAAACAAUCGGAAGAUCAUGCAAAUAGUCAUGGAACCAACGAAGAGGGAGGCUCCUCGUCGAUGGCCAAUUCAGCAAUUUUCAAACUCAAAUUCAAGAGAACCAAAGACUCUCAGAGAGCCACAGAUUGGUUCUCAACAUUGGAUAAAGCAAUUUUCCUUGCAAGCAAGGCCUCUGAGGAAGAAGAACGAUCAAAUUAUGAGCAAAAGGAGAAGGAUUUUGAUGAAGAAGAAUGGCUCUCCAAAUACAAACAAGAGCAACAACAAGACAUGAUGGAAUUACCUGUUUUUUUACGACCUCUCCAAAUGCAAAUGCAACACAAUGAAGAGUUGCACGAUCAGCAAGAAAAACUUAAAGCGCAACAAGAGAGCAAUUCACGAUCCAUGUCCCUCAAAAAACGUUUAUCACAAUACUUUAUGGGAGGUUCUAACAACAAUAAUGCCAACUCGAAUUCGAACAGCAAGAGAAACUCGAAAGGUCUUGAUAUUAGUGGAAGCAAUGUUGAAUCUGACGACUCAGCCUCACAGCACACACCUUCCACAACGACAUGA
Naegleria lovaniensis is the source of this 1659-nucleotide messenger RNA. RefSeq lists its product as uncharacterized. The transcript has 2 exons. Bases 1 to 1659 code for a protein of 552 amino acids. The record is from RefSeq and is a predicted model, not a curated record. Lineage: Eukaryota; Heterolobosea; Eutetramitea; Acrasida; Naegleriidae.